Messenger RNA from Phyllostomus hastatus (greater spear-nosed bat), 5922 nucleotides. RefSeq names its product zinc finger protein 41 (gene ZNF41). Bases 393 to 2735 code for a protein of 780 amino acids. The transcript has 5 exons. NCBI's taxonomy places the organism in Eukaryota, Metazoa, Chordata, Mammalia, Chiroptera, Phyllostomidae. The record is from RefSeq and is a predicted model, not a curated record. Gene Ontology annotation, biological process: regulation of DNA-templated transcription.
GCUGCGGGCGACUUCCGCUUCCUGGCCUAAAUCUGACACGUACUAUUACCCCCAGUGGCAACGAUCCUGGGUCCAUAACAGCUGAAGAAUCGGGUGAUGCCCUCAGCCCACGGGUGGACAGAGGUGCUGUCAGUAUCCAGCACAGUAAGCCAUCUCUUGGUGCCCCCAGGAAGCAUUUCUGGGGUGAAUGUGGAAUGACUGACCAUGUGGACACUGUCCAGAUUUCUUGGAAUCUCUGUGGAGUCCGAGGACCACACCUCAUAGUGAAGGCUGCAGGAUCUCCUUCUAGCCCCAGCAGCUCUGGCUGAGUCCACAGAUGCCCUCCUGACUUCAAGCUCCUGGCAGGAGCUGAGUUGUCAGCAAGAGCCCCAGGGCUGAGGCUCAGCAGGAACAUGCCAACCAACCAGAAUUCUCCCCCAUGGACCACGGCCCUGGCUGCAGAGGGACAUGGCAGGUUGAGUGAGGUCUCAGUAUCAUUCGAGGAUGUGACUGUGGACUUUAGCAGGGAGGAGUGGCAGCACUUGGACCCUGUUCAGAGGCGCCUAUACCAGGAUGUGACACUAGAGAACUAUAACCACCUGCUCUCAGUUGGGUACCAAGUUCCCAAACCGGAGGUCAUCUUCAAGUUGGAGCAAGGAGAAGGACUGUGGACAUUGGAGAGGGAAACCCCACAUCAGAGCUGUUCAGAUGAAGAUAUUGGGCAAACCCAACAACAGAGAGUUUCUGGAGAAGUUUUAUUCCACUGUGAGAAAUUUGGUCAAUCCAUAGAAGAUUCAUUGUGUUCCAUUUUAGAAUUGUGGCAAGAUAAUGACCAGCUAGAGAGAGAUCCAGAAAAGCAAAAUAACCCUGUAAGUCAUGUGAAAGUAUUCAUUGAAGAGAGUGGCUAUGAAUGUAAAAACUUUGAAAAACUAAUUCAUAUGAGUACCAAGAUUGUUCCUUCAAUUAAAAGACUCCAUAACUAUGACACAUUUGGAAAGGGUUUGAAGCAUACUUUAAACUUACAUAAUCAUAAUAAAAGCAAUGCAACAAUGAGCCUUGAUAAGAUUUUUGGAAAUGGCAACAAUUUCACUCAUAGCUCUUCCUGCACUAAGAAUGACAAUGCUAAUACUAGAACAAAUGCUUGUGAACAUAAUCAAUGUAGGAAACAUCUUGGCCACAAACAAGCUCUCAUCCACCAUCAGAAAAUUCACAUCAGGAGGAAGCUUUGUGUAUGUACUGAGUAUGUGAAGAGCUUUACCCAGAAGUCAGAUCUCUUUGCACAUCAGAGAAUUAAUGCUGGAGAAAAAUCUCAUGAAUGUAACAAAAGUAAUAAAGUCUUCAAUCAGAAUCCCCAAAUUGAUGUAGCUCAGAGUGUUUAUACAAGAGAAAAGUCCUAUAUAUGUACUCAUUGUAAGAAGGCCUUUACUCUCAAGUCCAACCUCAUUACACAUCAGAAAAUUCAUACUGGGCAGAAACCCUAUAAAUGCAGUCAAUGUGGAAAAGCCUUUUUCCACAGAUCGUAUCUCUUUAGACAUAUGAGAAUUCAUACAGGAGAAAAACCUUAUGAAUGCAGUGAAUGUGGAAGGGGCUUCUCCCAAAAUUCAGACCUCAGUAUUCACCAGAAAACUCACACUGGAGAGAAACUCUAUGCAUGCAGUGAGUGUGGGAAAGCCUUCACGAGAAAAUCAGCACUCAGGAUGCAUCAGAGAAUUCACACAGGAGAGAAACCCUAUGUAUGCACUGAAUGUGGGAAGGCCUUCAUCCAGAAAUCACAUUUCAAUACACAUCAGAGAAUUCAUACUGGAGAGAAGCCUUAUGAAUGCAAUGACUGUGGGAAGUCAUUCACUAAGAAGUCACAACUCCAUGUGCAUCAAAGAAUUCACACAGGAGAAAAGCCCUAUAUAUGCACAGAAUGUGGGAAGGUCUUUACUCAUAGGACAAACCUCACUACUCAUCAAAAAACUCAUACUGGAGAGAAACCCCAUAUGUGUGCUGAAUGUGGGAAGGCUUUCAGUGAUCAGUCAAAUCUCAUUAAACACCAGAAAACUCAUACUGGAGAGAAACCCUAUAAAUGCAAUGGUUGUGGAAAAGCCUUCAUAUGGAAGUCACGCCUCAAAAUACAUCAGAAAUCUCAUAUUGGAGAGAGACACUAUGAAUGCAAUGAAUGUGGGAAAGCCUUUAUCCAGAAAUCAACACUAAGUGUGCAUCAGAGAAUCCAUACAGGAGAGAAACCCUAUGUUUGUCCUGACUGUGGGAAGGCCUUCAUCCAGAAAUCACAUUUCAUUGCACAUCAUAGAAUUCAUACUGGAGAGAAGCCUUAUGAAUGCAGUGACUGUAGAAAAUGCUUCACUAAGAAGUCACAACUCCGUGUGCAUCAGAAAAUUCACAGAGGAGAGAAACCCAAUAUAUGUACUGAAUGUGGGAAAGCCUUCACUGACAGGUCAAAUCUCAUAACACACCAGAAAAUCCAUACUAGAGAGAAACCCUAUAAAUGCAGUGACUGUGGAAAAACCUUCACCUGGAAAUCACGCCUCACCAUCCAUCAGAAAUCUCAUACUGGAGAGAGACACUAUGAAUGCAGUAAAUGUGGGAAAGCUUUCAUCCAGAAAGCAACACUAAGUAUGCAUCAGUUAAUUCACACAGGAAAGAAACCCGAUGCUUGUACAGAAUGUCAAAAGGCUUUCACUGACAGAUCAAAUCUCAUUAAACACCAGAAAACUCAUAGUGGAGAAAAAAAUUAUAAAAGCAGUGACUGAAAAAAAGCCUUCAGCUGGAAAUUGUAACCAGGUAUGCAUCAGAUGGCUCAUAGUGGAGAAGAGAAGUGCCUGAUGACACAAUCAUUGUGUAUGGGGAAAUAGAUGCGACAGACUACAGGUGAAGUGGACAGAAAGCAAACAAAGCCAAGUAUCCCCCAAAACCAAAUAACUACAUUACCACAGUUAAUACACAAUUUUAUGUGUAGGGAAACUUCAAUAAAACCUUUCGACAAUAGUCCUGUUUGGUUUCAUGACCCAUGCAGGGGCUCUCAAGCUCCUGUAAAUAGUAGAAAUAGGGACCCCAGAAGAUGAUUUUUAAUCUCUUAUGUUUCACUUUUUGAAUAAGGAACUUUAUAAAUUUAGCAUUGAUUAGUUCUUCAUACCCUGGAAUGUAAAAGUAUUCAAUAUUGGACAAAAUUUUUCAAAUUUCUAGGGUGGGGCAAAAACGUUUUCAUUGUCUAAAUACCUGCAGGCACAGAAGUCAAAGCAAAAAUCUACUUUGGAAUGCAGACCUGUGAGUAGAAGCCAGGAGUUUUUGUGAUCAUUGACAUUCAAGACACAGAAAAGACUGCAUGAACUAUUCUUUCUCUUCCCUUUGAGAAGUCACCAUGGUAUGUUUCUUAAAAAUGAAACUGUAAAACUUAAAGUUAAGUCUGACUUUAUGCAUUGGCAAAUUAGAAAAAGCUCUAGCUUAUGUUACAAGAAUACAGUUAUUACAUGUUGCACACAUCUAAAGGUGGCAAUUGUUCACUCAUGAAUUCCAUGAUGUGGCAACAGGUGAUGAUUCACACUAAAAAAAAAACAUGCAUACCUUCUAACCUGUACCCCAAAACCUAUCAUUUAUGUAAAUUGCACACCACAGACUUCUUAUUUCUUUAUUGACUGACCUUGACCCAUGAGACUCUGGACUUCCAGUCUCAUCCACUGAAGCCUUUGCUUUCUUUGGGAUUUUUGUUUGAAAAAGAAUGAGUGAGAAAUUUGGUUUCAAUACAUAAAGUUUUUAUUUUGUUUUUCUUCCCAUUUGAUUAAGAUACAUUCAUUUUCUGUAUGCAUAUUAAGGCUACUUUUGUGUGGAUUGCUAUGGGAUAAAGUCAUUUUGCAUUGUAGUUGGCUAGUUCAAGAUAUGAUUAAAACUCCGUGGCUGGCAUAGCUCAGUGGAUUGAGCGCAGGCUGUGAACCAAAGUGUCGCAAGUUCGAUUCCCAGUCAGGGUACAUGCCUGGGUUGCAUGCCAUGACCCCCAGCAACUGCACAUUGAUGUUUCUCUCUCUCUCUCUUUCUCCCUCCCUUCCCCCUCUAAAAAUAAAUAAAAUCUUUAAAAAAGAUAUGAUUAAAGCUUAUUAUAGUUGAAUAACUAGAAGACUUUUCUAGAAAGAGCAUUGCUUUUUUAAAAGCACUGAUAUAUAGACACUUUCUCAUUUUCUCUUAAAUGUUUUUAAACAGUACUCAUGAGAAAGGGAGUUUUAUUUCUCAAAUGCAAUUUAAUUUUAUUAAAGUAUAAUGCAUAUGGAAAAUACAUAUGUCAUAAGCUUACAGCUGAAUGAAUUCUCACAAAUUGAAAAUACUCAGAUCAAGAAACAGAACAUGACCAACACUCUAGAAGCAAUCCCUUUGCUCCCUUCUAGGCCUUACUACUGCUUCCACAAGGGUAAUCACUGUCCUGACUUCUAGCAGCAUAGAUUGGUUUUCUCUGUUUUGUAUUUUAUAUACAUUAAGUCAAACAAUUAUAUUUCAUAUUUCAGUGUUUAUCUUCUUUCAUUCACAUUAUGAAUGUGAGAUUCAUCUAUAUUGUUUAAUAUAGUUGUAGUUAAUUCAUUGUCAUGUUAUAUUCCACUGUGUGAAUAUGCUAUAAUAUAUUUAUCUAUCCUACUGUUGAUGGACACUUGGAUUGUUUGCAGCUUGGGGUUAUUAGGAAUAGUGCUGCUAUAAAUAUUUUAGUACCUAUCUAAUGAUGAAUAUAUUUACAAAUUUCUGUUAAGUAUAUAUCUAGAAAUUAAAAUGCCAGGUCAUAGGGUAUCCAUAUAAUCCACUUGAGUUUAUAAAACUAGGUUUCCAAAGUGGCUGUACCAACAGCAAAUUGUGAAGCAAAUUCUAGUUGCUCCACAUCUUAUCAACACUUGGCAUUUUCCACCUUUUUUACUUUAGCCAUUAUGGUGGCUAAACAGUGAUAUCACAGUGUUGUUUAAUAUUUAUUUCAUUGUCCUCCAAUCCCACCAUAGUAUCUCUCCAAGACAGUUGACUGAUAUCUGAGUUCCGAGACCCAGCCAUGGUCCUCACAUGGCUGUACCAUUUUACAUUCCACCUUCAAUAAAAGCAAUUAAUAAGUUUACUUCUUUUUAAAAAAAUUAUUGUAUUUUUCCAUUACCAUCUGACCCUCACAUACCCUCCUCAGUUUAAUUCUUCUCACACACACAAAAGACCAAAACCAGUUGGUUUAAUUGGUUAAUUACAUCAAACAUUUGUGAGAUAAAUAAUAUCAACACUCCACAAAAUCUUUCAGAAAACAGAGGAGAGGGGAAUACUUCCAAAUUCUAUGAGGGCAGUGUUACCCUGAUACUUAAGCCAUACAAACAUAUCACAAGAAAAGAAAACUAAAGACCAUUAUUCCUAAUGAACAUAGAUGUAAAAAUCUUCAACAAAAUACUAGCAAACUGAAUCCAGAAAUAUGUAAACAUAUACAUCAUGACCAACAGGAGUUUACUCUAGUGAUGCAAGGCUGCUUCAAAAUUCAAAAUCAUGCAAUAUAAUCUAUCAUAUUUGCAGGCUAAAGAAGAAAAAUCAUAUGAUCUACAGGUUCAGUAUAACUUUACCCAAUUUCCAACAAGUCUUUCUUCCCUAGAAAUUUAUAAGCUAAUUCUAAAAUUUAUACAGACAUAGAAAGGACCAAGAAUAGCAAAAAGAAGUUUGCCAAAGAAGAACAAACUGAGAGGAAACUCACCUCCUAAUUUCAAAAUUAUUAUAAAAGUAUAGUCAUCAAGACAGUAUGGUACUGGCAUGGGGACAAAGACAUAUUCUGUUAAUGGAACAGAAUAGAGUCCAGGAGCAAGCCUUCAUACUUAUGGUACAAAUAUUCUUUUUUAAAAUUUUUCUUUCUUUAUUUUUAGACAGAGGGGAAGGAGGGAGAAAGAGAGGGAGAGAGAAACAUCAAUGUGUGGUUGCCUUUCACCAGCCCCCUAUGGGGGCCUGGCC